Messenger RNA from Aspergillus nomiae NRRL 13137, 798 nucleotides. RefSeq names its product putative EF-hand calcium-binding domain protein. The transcript is spliced from 2 exons. Gene Ontology annotation, cellular component: nucleus; cytoplasm. Lineage: Eukaryota; Fungi; Ascomycota; Eurotiomycetes; Eurotiales; Aspergillaceae. The record is from RefSeq and is a predicted model, not a curated record. The coding region runs from base 1 to 798 and encodes 265 amino acids.
AUGCGCAUCCUCUGCCUCCACGGCCGAGGCACCAGCGCCCAAAUCUUCCGAUCCCAAACCACCUCCUUCCGCUCCCGCCUCGAAGACCUCCCCAUCACCUUCGACUUCAUCGACGCCCCCUACACCACCACGGCCGCCUCCGGAAUCGACCUCUUCUACGAACCCCCCUACUACACUUUCUGGCGCAAUGACUCCAUCCCAGAUAUCUACAAAGCCCGCGACUGGCUCCUAGACCUCAUCUCCGAGAAAGGGCCCUACGACGCCGUCCUAAGCUUCUCGCAAGGCUGCAGCCUCGCAGCCUUAACCCUCCUCCUGCACGCCCACGAAACACCACACGCGCCCCCGCCGUUCAAAGCAGCCAUCUUCAUCUGCGGCGGUGCCCCGCUACCCCUCCUCGAGGAACUGGGGUACAACAUCACCCCGGAAAUGCAAGCCCAGGACGCAGCGUCCCGGAAGAAAUUAUCCAUUCAGGCCGAUUCAGCCUCGAUCCUGGCGAAGGGCGCGGAUAGAUGGAGUGGUAGCGACGAUGCGGGGGAGGUGAUUGACGAGGAAAGAAUUCGGGGGGAGAUUGAGCGGUGUGCGAAUGGUGCCGUCAAGAUCGGGGUUCCGACGGUGCAUGUUUAUGGACGCAAGGAUCCGAGGUUUGCCGCGGGCGUACUGUUGUCGGGGGUUUGUGAGGAGAGUAACAGGAGGGUUUUUGAUCACGGGGGUGGGCAUGAUAUUCCUCGUACAUCGGUGGUGAGUGAUCGUUUGGCGGAGUUGGUGAGGUGGGUGUUGCAGGAGGGGAGUCUUGUUUAG